AUGGCUUACUACCACCACCACCACCGAGUCAACUUGACGAGUGUGGUGGUGGUAGUAAGCCAUGCUUCUCUACCUUCUGAAGGUUACUGGAAGUUGGUUUUGUCUCAUACUCCCAUGCCCAAAGCUGUGAAGGAUCACUUGCAGCCUGGCGUAACUUCUUUCAAUGCUUCUGCUGCCAGAUGUUUUGGGAUUCACAAUCAGUUCAACAAAAUCCCUCAACCAUUCCAUGCAAAGCAGGCUCAAGAUGGCUUAAAUAUAGGUAACUUCUUCUUGCAAAUAGAUCUGCACCCAGGUACAAAAAUGAUGCUGCAGUUGCCACAAAGUACAAAUGAAGGUAUGUUCUUGCCUUGUCAAGUUGCUGACUCCAUAUCCUUUUCAUCUAAGAAGUUACCCAAAAUUUUGAACCGGCUUUCAGUGAAGGAAAAAUCUGCAGAAGCUGAGCUGAUGAAGAAGGAGAUAGAAGAGUAGUGUGAGGAGGCUGCCAUUGAUGGAGAAUCUAGGUUCUGUGCAACAUCAUUAGAGUCCCUAAUCGAUUUCAGCACUUCAAAGCUCGGAAGAAAUGUGAAUGUGCUGACGAAUGAGGUCAAAACGGGAAGCCAAGAGUAUGAAUUUGGAGUGGGAAUGAAGAAGGUUGCAGACAAAUCAGUGGUGUGCCAUAAGAUGAACUACCCAUAUGCUGUUUUCUAUUGCCAUACCUUCACUAAGACACGAACUUACAUGAUUCCAUUGGUGGGUGCUGAUGGAAGCAAAGCUAGAGCCAUGGCAGCUUGUCACAGUGAUACAUCAGCUUGGCACCCACAGCAUGUGGCCUUCCAAGUGCUCAAAAUUAAGCCAGGAACGGUUGCAGUCUAUCAUUUCCUUCACAACAAUGCCAUGGUCUGGAUUCCAAAGUAAGAAUCAGCCUCAAGCCUCAAGCCUCAAGCCCAGUUGCAUUAUCAGUUCCAUCUUAAAGCUGUUUGUAGUAUGAAUGGUUAGAAUAAAUGCAGGUUCGAGGAUUAAUGUGUGUAGUGUGCAAUUGAUGCUAUGUAUUCAUCAAUGUUUCCAGGUUGAUUAAUUAAGGAGUAUUAUGGUAUAUAUA
Molecule: messenger RNA, 1078 nt
Organism: Vitis riparia (riverbank grape)
Lineage: Eukaryota; Viridiplantae; Streptophyta; Magnoliopsida; Vitales; Vitaceae
Product: BURP domain protein RD22-like
Source: RefSeq, a predicted model, not a curated record